AUGGCGGAAAAGUAUUACACUACUCAGUAUCAAAUUUGUAAUGUGAUUUUAAUAUUUUAAAAAAUUCUGGAAUAAUUCAUUGUCGUGUUAAGCUGAAAGGAAAUCGUAUGAUUAACAAAGUACCCGUAAAUCAAGUACUUUAAAAAGGUUUAAUCGUCUUAGUGGGUAUGUAAUUACACGAUUUCGUUGAUUUUAGCACUAAUUUUUGUUUUAUACGAUUUCAGAAUUCAAAAAUUUAUUCUCUUAUACUUUUUUAAUUUGUCUCAUGUUAUUACUUGUAUUAAAAUAAAUAUAUUAGCAUAUAAAAUAUUGCGUGUUAUAAAUAACCCAUAAUUUGAGAUACAUUUUUAAUAUCUUCAUUUUGCUUCAAGUUUUUAUUUCCUUUUUAAAUAUUUUCUAUAGUUUAAUUUCAGACAAUUAAAAAAUAUACGUCUUGAUGUUUUUUUUAUACUUUUAUGUAAAUAAAUUUAAUAAACAAACUGUAAACUGUAAACUAUAUGUAUGAUAAUUUCGUGACGUAUUAUUUCUCUCAGUUGUCAUUACUUUUUUGUGAGUUUUGUAUUUUUUCGGUAUUUCUUUCAUAUUUUAGAAACUCAAAUAAUAAAUGGAAAAUGCCUCAGAUACUAAGACGAAGAAAAGCUAAAAGAUCACAAAAGAGGGUAUUAGUUAAAAAGAGACAUUUUUUAACAAGUUUCCAUGAAACUAAAUCUUACAAACCAUGUGAGUUUUGUGAAAAGUAUAUGUUUGCAAUAUAUGUAAUAUGUAAACAGUUACAAAAUAAUAACAACUUAUUGGCAAAAGCACUAUCUAAAGAGAGACAUGAAAGUCAAUUAUUAUUUUCUCAGAAUGUUGCUUUAAUUGCUGAAGUGCAAGAUUUAGGUUUAGCCUGUAAUAAACGUGAUGCUAUUAUAUCAAAUGUUCUAAAGAAUGCUAAAGAAAUGCUUAAAAUGUUAGUAACAAUGACUGGUUACUUGACAAAUACAAUUUCAUCUUGUCAAGAAUUUGCAGAAUCUGUUACUACAAAUAUGCAAAUGUCUUAUAACUCUAAUGGACAUAAGUCUCUAGAAAAGAAAAUUCUUUCAGAAAAGGAAUCAUUGAAAAGACUGUCAAUAAAAUCUCCAACUAGAGGAGUAGUGAAACCUAUGGUGAGCGGUUACACCAUUACAAAACCCACCAUUAAUUUAAGUAGAUUAAAUAUGCAACAUAUUAAUAAUUCGUCAAACUUAAGUAUAAUACCAGAAAUAAGAACACCACCCCCUGGAAAUCAAGAAUUAAACAAUUCUAUUUCUCCUAGUGGUGUCUCUGUAAGACGUACAUGCAUGAAAGCGAAAGAAGAUUCAGUGAGAGAAAUAAUGGGCAUUCUACUGGGAAAACGUCAGAAAGAAUGUCAGGAAGAAUGUCAGGAAGAAUGUCAGGAAAGCUUUCAAAAUCGAAGUCAAGGUUGUCGAGAAAUAAUAACUCUCGAUGUAGUAUUGAAAAUUUCGAAUACAUAGGAAGUCCCAGAGUAAAACUUAAUGAUGUAUCGAAAUUAUUGCAAAAUUCUCAUACUAUUAAUAUUCGAAUGUUAACUGAGAACCAGAAUAAUCAAGUUGAUGGAUCGAAAUGUAAUAGUGUAGUAAAUCCUGAGGUUUCUCAGACAAAAAUUAUACCAGUAACUUCCAAUGGUUCUGAAAACAAUAAUGAUAAAACAACCGAGAACAAAAAUGAACAGAGUAAUAAUGAACUGAAUACUACUAAUGAACAUUGUUCGUCAAAUUGGGAGGAUCCUCUUGAAGGACCAAGUUGGUUAUUUAAUAAUUCCCAAGUCGUGCCUUCUUUUAGAAGUAAAGACAAAAAGACUGAUGAUAUAAAUGUUUCUAAUGAUGAUAGUAUGAGUUUGGUAUUAACAGAAAAAGAAUCGAGUAAUGUAUUUGAUAACGAUAAAACUAUGCAAGAAAUGUCAAGCAGACGUGCAAAUCAUGCGAAUAACUUCGAGAAUAGUGAACAAGUGAAUAAUGAAAGUGAACCUAAUGUGCAUGAGCGCAAUGAGAACAACGAAAUAUGUAACGAAAUUGUAGUGGCAGAUACAAAUGACAAUGAAUGUAAGAGUGCCCCUGUAAUAAAUUUACAAAAUUUCAUUACACAAAGACGAGGUUAUUUCGAAAGUGAGGAUGAAGAUGAUUUUACAUUGAUGUAUACAAAGCAACCACGAAACAUGCAUUUCGAUAUAAAUGACUUAAAGUUGCCAGUUCUAGAACAAUCUGCUCUGAAACCAAUAACUCCAGCUGAACCAGAACCAGAAAUAACGACUACCCUUCGAAAAAUAUCCGAAAUUUGUCCAAUGCCGUCGGUUUCGCAUAACACUUUGGACGAAUCUGCAUUUAAUCAGUCUACCGUGAAACUGCCACUGCUUCUGAAUGAUGAUUAUGAGGAUGUAGAGUCGACGUCAGUAAAAAAGAAAUCAAAAAUGUCGCAACAGAAGAGGAAAAAGAAGAAUGAAACUGCGGCACAAUCUAAUGAUUUUGUUGAUAAUACACCACCGUUCAAGAAAAAUAAUUCUUACAAAAGGAAGAAGAAUAAACUCGUGAAAGAUCCAAGUACUGUCAAGGUAGUGUUGCAAAAGUUGAAUGAAUCUGAUGUUAAAUCUAGAACACCCUCUCCGAAUGAAACAAUUUCCCAUAAUUCUAAUCAGAAUUUAAGUCCUAUAUCUUCCCGUGCGGAUAAUUCAAGUGACUCCGAAAGUAGUACAAGUACCAAUAGUUUAUUUGCUUGUAAUCGUCCUAGACGGAAACGUGCUCCAAUCACUUAUUAUGAGCCUAAUUUGUUAAAGAAAUUACGAAGGAAUCAAUAAUUACGUUACAACAUUUAUCAAUACUCGAGAAAGAAUUAAUAAAAUACAGUAAUGUAUUUCUGAAACACAUUGAUAUGCCCUUUGAUGUAAAUAAGUUACUAGUGUGUAUGGAAAAUUUUAUUGGACAGAUCUUGAAAAAGAAAGAAAGAAAAGAAAAAAAGAAAUUGAAUUAAUUUCAUAAUCAACAUCUAAUAAUUAUAAAGCAAGUUCGCAUUUUCAACGAUUUUGCUUCCAUUGUUGCGCACAUUUUUAUUGAACUAGCAAUUGUUAAUUAUUUACAGGAAAUCGGCUUGCUUUGACGUGGUCAUAGCUUCGAUAAUUUUGGCUUCCCCUCUCGUAGUAUUGUUUGUAUGUUGUACCUUUUGUAUUCUUAACUAUGUUUUAAUGAAUAAACAAAUAUUUGCGAACAUUAU
Molecule: messenger RNA, 3243 nt
Organism: Heterotrigona itama
Lineage: Eukaryota; Metazoa; Arthropoda; Insecta; Hymenoptera; Apidae
Source: the annotation of a GenBank genome assembly